CUUCCCCCCAAUAAAUACAUGACAUCCCUAUAACUAAACAAUAUAACAUAUAGUUCCAAAAAAAAUAAGACAAAAAAAAAAGUAUAGAAGCCAUGGAGAAUGCAAAUGGGGAACCAAGCAACAACAAUAAUAAUGAUGAAAGAUUAGCUAUAAUGGAAUUAGCUAACAUGAUAAGUGUACCUAUGUCCCUUAAUGCUGUUGUUAAACUUAAGGUAGCUGAUGCUAUUUGGGGAAAUGGAUCAAAUGCUCCACUCUCUCCUAUUGAAAUUCUGGCUAAAAUCCGCGGCCCUCGGGGCGGCGGGGAUGCUGAGAACCUUCAACGAAUUCUACGUAUGCUCACGAGCUACGGUGUGUUCAAGGAACAUGUUGUUGAUGACGGCUCUCAAAGAAGAUAUUCAUUGACUAAGGUGGGAAAAACCCUAGUGACGGACGAGAAUGGCUUAUCUCAUGGCUCGUACGUGCUCCAGCACCAUCAGGACGCGUUAAUGAGGGCGUGGACGAUGGUUCAUGAGGCGGUUAAUGAUUCAUCGAUAGAGCCAUUUGCAAAGGCAAAUGGUGAGCCAGCUUAUAAUUACUAUGGAAAAAACUCAGAGAUGAAUAGCCUUAUGUUGAAUGCAAUGUCUGGAGUUUCUGUGCCAUUUAUGAAGGCAAUUUUACAAGGAUAUGAUGGGUUUCAAGGUGUAAAAACACUUGUUGAUGUUGGAGGAAGUGGUGGAGAUUGCUUGAAAAUGAUUUUAGAAAAACAUACAAAUAUUGAACUUGGAAUCAACUUUGAUUUGCCUGAGGUGGUUGAAAAAGCCCCAAAAAUUCCUAGUAUAAAGCACGUUGGUGGUGACAUGUUUGAUUAUAUACCAAAGGGGGAUGCUAUUUUCAUGAAGUGGGUGCUAACAACAUGGACAGAUGAUGAAUGUAAGGAAAUAAUGAAGAGUUGUUACAAUGCACUUCCAGAGAAAGGCAAAUUUAUUGCUUGUGAGCCAGUUUUGCCUCAUCAUACUGAUGAUAGCAAGAGAACUAGAGCACUUCUUGAAGGUGACAUUUUUGUCAUGACUAUUUACCGUGCCAAGGGCAAGCACCGUACUGAGGAAGAAUACCGGCAGCUCGGUCGAGCUGCCGGUUUCAACGAUUGCAAGGGUUUUUAUAUCGAUCAUUUUUUUACGAUUCUUGAAUUUCACAAGUCAUGAAUGUAAUUGUGAGUGGUAUGAACGUAGUUUUGUUUUAAUAUUAAAAUAAAUGUAUGGUGUUGUAGUCGUAGAAUAGAACUACGUACAUUUUCUUGCUUUGUAUAAGAAUGAAAGACUGAAACAUUUUAUUUAUCGAUGAAAAAUCUUUGUGAAAGGAUAAA
Solanum pennellii is the source of this 1342-nucleotide messenger RNA. Its product is annotated as caffeic acid 3-O-methyltransferase 1-like. The coding region runs from base 93 to 1181 and encodes 362 amino acids. The transcript has 4 exons. The record is from RefSeq and is a predicted model, not a curated record. Gene Ontology annotation, molecular function: O-methyltransferase activity; S-adenosylmethionine-dependent methyltransferase activity. Gene Ontology annotation, biological process: methylation. Lineage: Eukaryota; Viridiplantae; Streptophyta; Magnoliopsida; Solanales; Solanaceae.